Cannabis sativa is the source of this 1681-nucleotide messenger RNA. RefSeq lists its product as uncharacterized. The transcript is spliced from 8 exons. The coding region runs from base 641 to 1681 and encodes 346 amino acids. The record is from RefSeq and is a predicted model, not a curated record. NCBI's taxonomy places the organism in Eukaryota, Viridiplantae, Streptophyta, Magnoliopsida, Rosales, Cannabaceae.
CUUUAGAGGCAGUUUUUUCAACCCCAUUUAUAAAAAGGGAAGCUAAAGGGUGUGAAAAUACCCGGUAUGUUCGAAAUUGACAUUUAGAGGCGGUUUUUUGAUAAAAACCGUAGGUAUAAAAUUGCAUUAUACCAUUUAGAGGCGGUUGGAAAUUAAUUUUUAUUUUUUUUUUCUGAAAUACCCUAUGCCGUCGGUUCCUUCAUAGGAACCGACGACAUAGGGUACACGAAAACCUGACACGUGUACCCUAUGCCGUCGGUUCCUAUGAAGGAACCGACGCCAUAGGGUCGAUCAGAGUAUAUCCCUUUGCUCGACCUUCCUUCUUCCUCCCCACUUCACUCAGCAACCCAGAAAAACCAGAGACCCAUUUUCUCAGCCAAAACCCUCGCCUCCACCACCUUCUCCCCACCCUAUCUCCCUCAUUUCUCAACCAUUUCAGCCCAUUUUUUUUUUAAAAUCCUCCAUUUUCGAUACUUAAUAACAUACACCUAAAAAGUUCUGAUUUUUUAGCCUCUAAAAGUGUCAUCCGAACCCAAAUAGUAAAUUUUGGGUGUGAAAUCCGGCCACCCAUUUUUGUUGAGAAAUUGUUCAAUCUCAACCUCGUUUAAGGUAUAAAUAUUGCUUCUAUUCUUAUUGUAUUAUGUAUAUUGUUUUAUUUUUUGUUUUUGUAAAUUAUUAUUUGAGUUUUUUUAUUUUAUUAGUAAUAUUAUUGUGUUUUAUGUGUAUAGUGUCGGGAUUUUUUACGGUGGUCGUCGGAUUGCGGUUAUUAGGGGUUCGGCAUAAUUUUGUGUGUAGCGUAUUUGGGCUUGCAAUUAUAGACAUGGCGAACUCAGAAUCAGGAUCUGAUUCGGGAGCAGAAAAUGAGUGUCCAACCACAAUACCUACACGAGGGCCGACGCAAAUGAAUGAAAUAUCCAAACUAAUGGAUCAGGGCAAAAGAGUGGCCCUCGAAGUUAAUGAUAAAGGUCAAUACUGUGGAAAAAGCUACGCGAAGCUCGUAUCCACUCUGGGAGUCAGAUGUCGGCAGACAAUAGGGUUGGCUUAUAAAAAUUGGAAAGAAGUCAACCAGACUCUGAAAAAUAAAGUUUGGAAAGACAUUCAGACGGGGUUCAUUGUGCCGGACACCUUCAAACAUGAUUGUCUCAUCCUAGCUGGGAAGUUAAUGAAAGACUUCAAGAAUAGGAUGACAAAAGACAUCAUAAUGCCCGCGUUGAAAGAGAAUGAUCUGGGACGACUGGCACAAGUCCCUGAAAAGCACCCGGAGAUCGACGCUGCUGAUUGGUGCAAAUUUGUUGAAAGUAGACUAACUCCUGAAUUUCUGGAAUUGAGUAAGGUGCAACGUGAACGUUCCUCAAAAAUUCAAUCCAGACAUCGAAGUGGUCGGAGUGGAAUGGUGAACGUACGGGAAGCUGUGAAAAAGGACCUCGAAGUUGCAGAUCCUCCCCGCCACCGUGUUUGGAUUAAAUCUCGCACCAAGAGUAGAAAACUUGUCACUGAUUACGACAAGGAAAUUGCCGAGAAGAUAGCUCAAUUAGAGGAGAAGCUUAGUCAGGGACAAAUUCAGGUCCAGGGCCAAAACGAUAUCCUCACGCAGCGCUCGGGACACCGCAGCAUCCCGGACGUGUCGUGGCCGCCGGAGCUUCUCACAGUGCAUGGAAUCAGCGAUGAAGAACAGAGUUAG